Molecule: messenger RNA, 2503 nt
Organism: Gamsiella multidivaricata
Lineage: Eukaryota; Fungi; Mortierellomycota; Mortierellomycetes; Mortierellales; Mortierellaceae
Product: COG4 transport protein-domain-containing protein
Exons: 8
Coding region: 102-2417 (771 amino acids)
Source: RefSeq, a predicted model, not a curated record
CUUAUGGUAUGAUACGUGUCACACAGAAAAUGUUAUGCGAGAUAGAUGAACGGCUUCAUCAUCCCUUCACCUUCUGACCCUGUUCUUCAAAUCGCUUCAACAUGGUACCCACGGCGCAGGAGAUACCGCCACUCACAUCCAGGGACCUCGGAAUCACCAAAUCUAACGCACAGGAAAAGGAGGGACACUCAUUAGCCAUUCCGAGUCUCGAGUACAUCAAGUCCUUAACGAACUUGACUGACAUCCAAGAAUGCCUACGACAAUUGGAAUUAGAAGAGACCAAGGUUGACGCGGACUUGGAUGAACUGCUGUCUGAACGCGAGGACUUGGAGGCGAGCCUUGACAAACUGGAAGUGUUGGAGCCACAGCUGGGUAGUCUUCAACAAGAAUCAAAGUCCCUGGUCAAGAUCAUCAGCGACACAUCUGGACUGGCAGAGAGUAUCAGCGUCAAGGUCAGGCAACUUGACCUGGAGCAGUCGCGCGUACAAAUGGCGAUCAAACAUGUGGAGGAUGUCCAGGAACUCAAAUUCUGUAUCUCUGGAAUCCUACGAGCAAUGGAGUUAUCAGAUCAUGAGGAUGCAGCAAGACACAUGCACAAAGCACUCGGGUUUGACAAAAAUAUCCUUGAAGGGUCAUUCGCAGAGAUAUCGGUGCCCUCUGCGUCGAACCCUGAAUACCCAACGGUGAUCCUGGAGAAUGCCAAGGCUAAGCUUUUGGAUAUUAUUUCAACAGAAUUCGAAAACGCGGUACAGAGGCAGUCUGAGGAGGACAUCACACGAUACUUCAAGCUUUUUCCUCUACUGGGAGAAGAGCAGGUUGGACUGGACAAGUAUUCCAAAUUUGUCUGUGCGAUCGUCUCGGGAAAGGCGCAGGCUUCAUUGGUUGGACCACCCAAAUCGCCAACGUUCUAUGCCGAUACUUUGAUUAGACUAUUUGAAUCCAUUGCAAUUAUCGUCGACCAGCAUCAACCGGUGGUAGAGAAGUAUUACGGCCCAGGAAAAAUGCUCCGCGUCAUUCAAAGACUUCAGGAAGAGAGCGAUAUUCGCAGUCGAAAGAUCUUGGAAGCAUUUGAGGAAGAACGCGAGAUCAGCAGAAAGGUCGGAGAAAUCAAGUCGUUCAGGGAUCCCAAACGGAAUCUAAUCGCACCAGCAGGGUCCAUUAGGAGUCUCACGCCACAGCCGGGCAUGUCCGGUUCUCAACAGGCGGCUGUUCCAGAAGUGAUCGAUCCACGCGAACUGGAUAUUAAUUUGAAUGAGAUGGUCUUGAUCUCACAGCGUGCACACCUCUACAACCGCUUCCUGGAAUCUAGGGCCAAGCUGGAAAUUGAGCAUCUGGAGCAAGGACAUCAAGUUGGCGAUUCACUCGUGGAUAAGCCAAGAAAUUUGUACAGCGAAUCAGGUCUACUGCGCGUCAGCGGUCUAUCGCGCAAGGUCGAGGAGAUUAUCGACUAUUACCUGGCUAUUGAGGAGUUCUUCUUGCGCCGUAGUGUCGACAAGGCGAUGAAGAUCAGUGAGGACGACUUUGGCAGCAAAACUUCGAGCUGUGUGGACGACGUGUUUUAUAUUCUCAAGAAGACCAUUUCGCGGGCGGUCUACACUUCGAAUGUGGAAUGUAUGGGUGCCAUGAUCAAUUUUAUCAAGAGCACACUGGAGAUGGACUAUAUCUCUGUCUUCCAGAAGAAUAUGGCCGGCGUUUUUUCAAGCGGAGACACUAAAGAGGCACGGUUUCAAUACAUGCUGCUUCUCAACAACAUCAAUGUCAGUGUUGAUUACCUGGAGAAGCUGACGGCUGAGAUCGAGCAAGAGUCCGCCUCAACAUUCACCUCUCUCUCAGAACACACGCUUGCCAAAGCCAAGGCAGUGUUAUCUGGCUUGACAGGGUCAUCAAGCAAGUUCAAACAGAUCUUGAAUCUGGGAAUCGAGGAGUUGUUUGAAAGGACACUGAAACCUCGUCUACGACCACUUUUGCAGGAUUCUUACAAGGAAAUUAAAUAUGUUGUAACGGACGAAGAGUACGCAGAACAGGAGGCGCUCAACAGCUUUGUGCAUCGUUUUAUGUCAGGUUUUGAUACUCUAAUUGAGCCAUUCAAGCUCACAUUGACGGAGGACAACUAUAACCAGGUGAUUGCCAAUGCGGUUACCAGCUUGACCAAGACGUGGGAAAAGAUUAUCUUCCAGACCAAGUUCAACAAGAUGGGCGCCAUCCGGUUCGACAAAGAUCUUCGCGCUGUGGGGUUCUACUUGGUAUCACUGACGUCGUUCCCCGUCAGAGAAAAAUUGACGCGGCUGAACCAAAUGGCGAUGCUUUUGGAUCUGGAAGAACUCGAGGACUUGUACGAGAUCUGGGGCAACAAUUCAGGUGCUAUCACUUGGCGUCUCACAGACGCGGAGGUCCGACGUGUUUUGAAUUCCAGGUAAAGGCGCUCGGAUUACGUUCAAUUGCAGAAGAUACCCUCGAGACCUCGCUCUAACCGUCUUUGUGCUGUUAUAAAAUAGGACUGACU